This is a messenger RNA of Lobosporangium transversale, 430 nucleotides long. RefSeq lists its product as hypothetical. The record is from RefSeq and is a predicted model, not a curated record. The transcript has a single exon. Bases 16 to 204 code for a protein of 62 amino acids. NCBI's taxonomy places the organism in Eukaryota, Fungi, Mortierellomycota, Mortierellomycetes, Mortierellales, Mortierellaceae.
CCACCAUUGACUUGAAUGGUAACCGUGAGAAGAAACGCUGUAAUAGUCACGGCCUUACAUCUGAAUAUUAUAAUUCAACUCAGGAACAUUGCUCUGACAAUGACCAGCAUCAUCGUCAUACAUGGACUGAGAUGCUGCAUGGUGAUCGACCAGACCGACACUUGUUCCCGUAUAGGAGUAGUAAGGAGAAUAUCCAUGCUCUGAAGACCUUCUUAAGACGAUUUUAUCUUGUCCUAUUGAUUAUUCCUGCAUGGACCAUUCCGUAUGUUUUGACAGCCCAAGCAGAGCAUGCCCAAUUAAAGCAGGAGCAUCUGCUAGAAAGAGCAGCACCGGAGGUGGAGGAGAAGGGGGCAGGAGGGGGAGAACAUGGAGUCAUGUUAAGCAAGUGGGCCAAUCUAAUCGUGUUUAUUCUCAACUUAUUGGCUAUGAU